AUGGAGCACGUGGUGUGGGAGGACGGCUGGCCGCGCGCGGGCCUGGGUGUGCCCACGGCUUCACCCCAGCCCUGCGCGGCCGCGGCCGCGGCCCGACGUGCACCGCAGCUGGGGAUGCGGUGCCGCUGGCGGGUUGCACAGGGAUGGGACGUCUUCCUGGGCUACGACGGCAAGUUGACCAAAAGCCCCGACGAGGCCUUCCGCGUCGUUGCCGGUUUGCGGCCUGGGGGCACGGUGAGCCUUGAGGCUUUGUCGCGGCCUGGGCACUUCCUGCGGCACCGGUGCGGGCGCUUGGAGCUCGGUGUGUCAGAUGAUUCUGCUCUCUUCGCCGCGGACGCGUCCUGGAUGGCGCUGCCGGGCCUCGCGUCGUCACCGUGCACUACGGUGUCGCUGCGGUCAGUGAACUUUCCGGACUCCUACGCUCGGCACAAGAACGGGGAGCUUUGGAGCAACACGUUCGAGAUGUCUGAUGUCUUUCUGCAAGACGCAACCUGGAUACCGGAGCCAGUUUGA
Effrenium voratum is the source of this 513-nucleotide messenger RNA. Lineage: Eukaryota; Dinophyceae; Suessiales; Symbiodiniaceae. The record is from the annotation of a GenBank genome assembly.